Messenger RNA from Toxoplasma gondii ME49, 4006 nucleotides. RefSeq names its product cell division protein CDC48 (gene CDC48). Gene Ontology annotation, molecular function: preribosome binding; ATP binding; ATP hydrolysis activity. The coding region runs from base 1 to 3981 and encodes 1326 amino acids. The record is from RefSeq and is a predicted model, not a curated record. Gene Ontology annotation, biological process: ribosome biogenesis. Gene Ontology annotation, cellular component: nucleus. Lineage: Eukaryota; Apicomplexa; Conoidasida; Eucoccidiorida; Sarcocystidae. The transcript has 6 exons.
AUGGCGUUCUCGCGACACUUAGGGGCUGUCAAGAGACAGCUGGAGGCGUAUGUGCGGCAGCGCAAUGACGAGGACGGGCGAACCGCAUGCUCAGGACUGUCACCAAAGGAUGUAGACACAGAUUCGUUCCUCAUGUUUCUUGGGCGGUCUCACCCCCACAUCGUUCGCCUGAGGCGCCGACUGCUGGACAAGUUGCUCGAGACAGCCAAGACAGAACUAUGUAAGGACCCGAGUGGACCUGCCUCCGUGUCGUCGGGCGUCUUUCCGGCUUCGGGAAACUUGCCUUCUUCCGUUUCGCCCUAUUCACAGGAAAACCAGAAAGCGGCUGCGAAGCCACAAAAAACCUGUGGCAGAACUGAUGCGAAGAGAACCGAUGGCACUCUUGCCGCCUCUUCAGCUGUCGGGACAGCGGGAGGCGACGCGAUGAGUGGGGACGAUGACUCCGAUAGUCAGACGCCUCGGAUGGACAACGCAGACGCCUCCUUCCGUUCCUCGGAACCCAUCUCAGGCGUUGAGGUGAUCCACGAUGACGACAGUUCCGAAAGCGACACAAUCGCGGAAAGCCGAAACCGCACUCUUCUGCAAGAACACCCAUCUCCAGGGGAGAUACACCCGACGAGAGCUUCGCUGGCGAAGGGUGCUCCCGUUCCUUCAGGCAUCCGUCCGGGCAAGCGCGAACGAAUGACGAUCCUCAGCGAUAAGGGAGAGAAGCAAGUCGAAGAUGGCGAGGACGGAGAGAGACGCAAGGCGGCCUUCCCUGUCUCCCGUGCGUCUCUCUCGAGCUCCACUGGUCGUGAGCGUCUGCCGCUAAACACGUCGCUGAAUUCUCUGUAUCGCUUCCACGCGCUGGAGAGUCAAAAGGUCGGUGGCCGGCAAGAAGAAGAAACUGUCGGACCUCAGAGGCUUGGAGACCGGCGCGAAACAGCGCGACGAGACCCUUGCGGCACCGACAGAGGUAAGGGCGACUACUCUAGUGGCGCAGCGCUAACAGCAAGGAACCCAGGUCCGUCUGAAGCAGAUACGAAGAAACGAAAGAGACGGCGCUCUCCCUCUCGGCGUUCUUCUUUCUCUUCGCCCUCUGCGUCGCAUCCCGGCGACGUGGCUCCGGCGCCUCCUCCAGAGGAUCGACUGCGAAACUGUGCAGGUCUGUCAGAGGGUCUACGUCACCAGAUUGAAGAGUCGGUGCUUUUGCCUCUUCUGCUCAAUUCUGUCUUCGAGAGGAAGCCAGGAAAUGCAGCAAAGAGCCACACCACCGAGGAGACACGCGAGAGCACCCCCACGGCGGAUACUAAAAACGACGUGGAAGAGAGCCUCUUGUUGGCAGAAGAAGAGCUGAUGCGCGGGGGUAACGAUGCCAUCGGCCCACACCCUCGUGAAGAAGAGAAGCGGUCUGGAGCUCAGCCGUCGUUCUCUUCCUCCGACGUGUACAGCGGUCUCCACUUUUCUCGCGGUGUUGUUAUUCACGGACCCGCCGGUGUCGGGAAGACGAAGCUGGCCUUUGCGAUAGCAGGCGAGCUCAGCCGUCUUCGCAGCUUUUCUUUCUUCCCAGUUUCACUUUCUUCGCUCAUCCAGAACCUCCCGCCGUUCCUCUCGAACUCGCCUUCCUCGAACGCGCACGACGCUUCUCGCUCUGCUGCGGCCGCUUCCGGGGCUGCCGCCUCAUCUCCUUCCUUCGCCUCUUCGUCCUUUUCUCCCGCUGUCCAGUCGGGACCAUUGAUGCCGGCAAGUGGUGAAGAAGUGCUCUCGCUGAUGUUUGAGAGUGCGAAGAACCACGCGCCGUCGCUGCUCCUCCUUGAAGACAUCGCCGUUCUGUCAUCUCGGAAAGGAGCUAAAGGGAGAGAGAAUCGAGAAGGAGGCGGCGGCGGAAAUGGAGACGAGGAGACCGAUAGUCCUCUGAUACGCGCUCUGGCACGAGAAAUGGACGGCCUCACGGGCUUCGAUGUCAUGGUUCUGGCCACAUGCAACCACAUUGACAGUCUCGACUCGUCUCUCCGACGCAGCGGGCGAUUCGACGCCGAAAUCAGCAUCCCGCUCCCAGGCUUUAAUGAACGACGGGAAAUCCUUCAGGCGCUCACCCGCUCGCUGUCUUUUUCUCCCAGCGUGGACUUGAAUGCGCUGGCAGACCGCACUGUGGGGUAUGUCGCUGCGGACCUCCAUAGCCUCGUGAAGGAGACAGUCUACCACGCCGUAAUGCGGAGUGUUGGCAGGCGCCGAAUAGAAAAAGACCAGGACACUGCGGGGACAAGUGGGUGGGGAAGGAGCGACGGAGACUCCCAGCGACAACCGAAAGAAGAGCCGCAAAUGGGAGAGGCGACAGGAGGGACGACGGAGAAGACAGGCGAAGCUGCAGAGAUACCAGUAGAGCUGUCGCAUGGACAUCCUGACUACAGUGGUUCCAGUGGGAUCAAUCCGGCGGAGGCGGGGACUGGAGAGGGAAAGAAUGAGACAGGCGAAGACGUCAGAAAACUACAGCAUGGACGAAGUGUGAAAACGGAUUCUGCGACGUCUUUACACGACACGUCGCCUUCUUUCUGGUCUUUUCCGACAUUUGAUAAAGUCUGGAAAGAGACCUUUUCGGUCCAGCAAGAAGACCCGACUUCGCUGCUUCCACGUCAAAAUGCUGUUAGUGGUCCAGCCAGCCACGACGCAAGAGAAAUGCUUGCUUCUUCGCCUGCGUCUGAAUCUUCCGGUGACUCUUUUCUCCUUUCUAGGGCCGCCAACACUGUGUCGAACCUCGAGUUGAUAGGGGAGGACUUUACGCAGGCACUGAUUUCCUUUACUCCUUCGUACAAGAAGACGGGAGCGUUUUUGCCGCGCCCUAAUGUGCGCUGGAAUGAGGUUGGCGGCCUCAGUGAGGCCAAGAAGGAAGUGGAGGAACGGAUUCUUUUCCCUCUCACUUUUGCGGAUUUUUACGGCCGUAUGGGGGUUCGGAAACCUACAGGAAUUCUGCUGUACGGACCUCCAGGGUGCGGGAAGACAUUUCUCGCCAAGGCCCUUGCAAACGCAUGUCAGGCGAACUUCAUUGCUGUCAAAGGGCCUGAACUUCUGUCGAAGUAUGUUGGUGACAGUGAAGCAGCUCUGCGGCGUCUCUUCAGUCGAGCUUCGUUUUUCUCUCCGUCGCUGAUUUUCUUUGACGAAAUUGACGCUCUCUGCGGCAGUCGAAGCACGGGGGGAAAGGGAGAAGGCGGCAACAAAGUGGAGGAGCGGGUGAUCGCUCAGCUGCUUACAGAGCUCGACGGCAUCAAUGAUCGUGGCAAAGUUUAUGUUGUAGCAGCGACAAAUCGCCCGGAUAUUCUCGAUCCUGCCCUUCUACGACCUGGCCGACUGGAAGUUCGAGUUUACGUCCACCUCCCGGACCAGCAAGAACGCGCAGAAAUCCUUCGGAAGGGCUGGCGCAGAUUACGAAGGGAACAGAGAGAGGAAAGAGCAAAGAGGCUUCACCUGUCAGCAGAGGGGGGCAAAGCGGAACGCGAACUUGGAGAAAAUGACGAGAUGGAAGAGAAGGAUCUCGAUUUCGAGGCUCUGGCCCGCGUGACUGACAGAUUCAGCGGAGCCGACUUGGAUGCGGUGUUACGAGAAGCGACCUUGCUGAUGAUACAAGAAGAGAGACAAGCGUUCAUCCGUGCUCUGCAUCUGUCGCUGAAUGAGGAGCAGACUUCUGGCUUCGAUCCCCUGCAGUUGUCGUUGUCGUCAGGAAGCACUCAGUCUCUCGGACAACCGGAAGAAAGUCGGCGGGCGACGGAUAUGGCAGGGCAGAAGACCGAGGAGAGGAGAAAAGGAGAUAAAGGUAUCAACUGGUCUGAAGAAGACCAGCGCGGAGUUCUCAGACGAACAGAUUCAUUCUAUGCCUCAGCAAACGCGGGGCACUUGUGUGUAAAGCAGUGCCACCUACUCGAGGCUGCCGGGAGGAUUACUCCGUCGGUGACACCAGAGCAAGUGCGGUUCUACGAAGACUACAGAGAGAGACUUAGAGAGAAAUAAGAGGUGGAUUUUGCUAGUCCAGAGG